AUGCCUGACUCAUAUACCGUUAUUCAGGAACGUAUCCAGAAGGCUUUAGCCACUAUUGCCCCCGGAACAAAACCUAAAGUCACUCGAUUGGCUGCUGAAUUCAACGUGCCCUACGAUCAGCUCCUAAAUCGCUACAAUGGGAUCCCCCCAAAGACAGCCACUCUUACGCGCUCACAGAUCAUGAAGAAUAGGCUCUUCAUCAGUAUAUAUAACGGCUCGAUGGAUUGGGAAUAUCUUAUCGUCGUCCGAUGCUUAAAAGAGCUAUAA
This is a messenger RNA of Letharia columbiana, 267 nucleotides long. RefSeq lists its product as uncharacterized. Bases 1 to 267 code for a protein of 88 amino acids. Lineage: Eukaryota; Fungi; Ascomycota; Lecanoromycetes; Lecanorales; Parmeliaceae. The transcript has a single exon. The record is from RefSeq and is a predicted model, not a curated record.